AUGAAUUGGGAGUCCAAAGUCUAUUUCCUGACAUUGGUCCGGGACAAUCGGUACAAACUCUUCUCGCACCUGAACAAUCAACUAAACGACGCGGCCAAGGAGGAGAACUGGCGAAAGAUCUUCGAACAAUGUGUUGCGUACGGCUGUAACGGGCUGCGAUCAGUGGACUUUUUGCGCAAAACCACAUGGCAGAACUUGCGUCGGCGGUUCGAGCACAAAUUCGAGAAAUCCGCGACAGAUCCGACGGUGGAAUUCGAUCAACUCGACGAACUGAUAAGGGAGGCGUUGGGCCGUGGAAACGAGAAGCUGGACCGCUCGAUUUUCGAGCAGUUCAGUCUGGAAAACUUGUCGGACAUCCAGAACCACUCCCCCAAUUCGAUCUUCGCCCCACAUUUGGACUUGAAUGCGAGCAGCAGCGAAGAGUCCUCCCAGAUCACCACCAACGACAUACAUGACAAGAAAGACGAGCUGUUGCUGAGUCUGGAGAGCCUCACCAAACAGGUAUGCAGCGAUAAUGUUUGGAGCGUCCAGAGAGAGUUUUGUUUUUGCAGGGAACGUCCGGAAAUUUGACCCCGCCCCCGUGGUUCGGCCGUUUUUUUUAAUGGAGCCGUGGGUCGAUUUUAUGCAAAGUUUUUGAAUUUUCUUUUUGUUAUUAUUCAAUUUCAAGAUUCCGGACGUUCUCUGCAAUGGUAUUCUACGAUUUUUUUGGGGGUUUUUUUGAAAGAUUUGAUUUUUUCAGUUUUUCAAAAAAAAUUUUUGAUGUUUUUGAUCGAAAUUAUAAUAAUAUCAAAAUUAGAAUGUGUAAAAAAUUAUUUGGAAGAUUCAAAAAUACGAUUUCUAUAGAAAUUUUUAAUAAUUUUGAGAAUUUUCGACAAAAAAUUUGGAAUUUUAGCGAUUUUUCUGAAUUUUAUGCAAUUUUCCGCUUAUUUUUUGACAUUUUUCUUUUUAAUUUUUUUAGCUUUGUCAUUUUAAAUUUGUUUCUCGUGAUUUUCCCGAGAUGAAAUUUUAUAUAAUUUUCAUUUUUUUUUAUUAAUCAUCACCUUUUUUUCAGAUAAAUCAGAAGCAAGAAGAGGAUCAGCAACUGCAGAACGGUCAAAACGACCUGGAAGUGGACACCUCGCCGCCCACCCUUCGCGUCGCCCCCAUUCCCACGCCAACGCCCGCCUUCUCGAACGCGUCGUCGUUGAAGCGGCGCCGCCUGUCGCACGUCAUCUUCGACAAGAUGAACGGGAUCACGCCGCUCGAAAAGAUGGACCUGAAUCAGUUGGAGCGCGAGAAGUUGAUCGCCCAGAUCAAGUGGCUCGAAGCCGACACGGAGCUGAAGCAGGUCCAGAAACGCAACGCCGAACUGGAGACGGAAAUGAAACAGCUGCAGUACCUGAAGCUGCAGAAGGAAAGCCUGACCGAAAUGGGCUUGAUGUAG
Bursaphelenchus xylophilus (pine wood nematode) is the source of this 1423-nucleotide messenger RNA. Lineage: Eukaryota; Metazoa; Nematoda; Chromadorea; Rhabditida; Aphelenchoididae. The record is from the annotation of a GenBank genome assembly.